Moneuplotes crassus is the source of this 529-nucleotide messenger RNA. Lineage: Eukaryota; Ciliophora; Spirotrichea; Euplotida; Euplotidae. The record is from the annotation of a GenBank genome assembly.
AUGAGAAGGAAAAGAUUCCGCGAACCAAGUGAAGGCCAUAUUCUCAAGGACGAAAAUUGGGAACUAAAAAUUUUCCAUCAUAUUAUCUCAGAAAACAAUCCUAUGACUUGGUAUAACGCUAAAGAUUACUAUUGGCAUCUGUACAAUGACUUUUUCUGAGAAGAAUUUGAUCAGAGUAUUGGUUUUCCUGAGAAACACCAGAAAAGUUAAGUUCUACAAAUGCAUUCUCAAUGAAGUAUCAAAAUCGCAUUGUCCACUUCCUUAUCCGAAGAUACAAAAGCUGAUCUUCAACAACUGCCUAGAUAAUGAUGGAAAUUAUCUAAAUUAUGAAAACCCUGUUGCUAUACAGAUUCUAAAGUUCAUCAAAACUCUUGACCUGGACAAAUCCUUGCUCUCGGUAGGUUUCGAACCAAACUUCUCCAAUUACUCCAAAGUGCUAGUGCAACAACAAGUGGAGAUUGACAAUCAAAAGAUUCUGUAACAAUCUCAGCUCCUAAAAUAUCUUUGCACUAAAAUCCGCAGCCCAGUU